Molecule: messenger RNA, 1941 nt
Organism: Priapulus caudatus
Lineage: Eukaryota; Metazoa; Priapulida; Priapulimorpha; Priapulimorphida; Priapulidae
Product: malate synthase-like
Exons: 13
Coding region: 142-1785 (547 amino acids)
Biological process (GO): glyoxylate cycle
Cellular component (GO): cytoplasm
Molecular function (GO): malate synthase activity
Source: RefSeq, a predicted model, not a curated record
UUGAGUAUGGUGGUUUGAUGCAAGCAUAGAAAUAUAGAGACACCGAUAUAGUCACAUAUAUGACACAUAAUUAUAUAAUAUAUAGUCUAUCUACUAGUAUAUAUUUAUUUCUGUGGAUGCAUGUUACUUUAAUCUUAUAAGAUGGGUGUAAAGAACGUGGAAGUGGAGGUGCCACCCACUAACCUGGAAGUAGAAUUUAAAAUUCUGCUUACUAGUGGUGCUGUUGAGUUUAUUGCUGCCAUGGCAUCCAAAUUUAAUCCUAAAGUGGAUGAGAUCCUGAGCAACAGAACCAUAAAGAAACUUGGCCUCGAUGAAGGCGAAAAGCUGCCAGAUUUCCCCAUUGAGACACAGUACAUUAGAGAGAUGGAAUGGACUUGUGCACCUCUGCCACCUCGCCUCAGGAAGCGCCAUGUGGACCUCGGGGAUGUUUCACCUGCGAACACGAACCAUUUUGAGAGAUCAUUGCAGUCGAAUGCACAGGGAGUACAGACAGAUUUUGAUGAUGGACACUGCCCUUCUUGGCCCAACCAACUCCUGGGACAUUACAACGUUUAUAGAGCAGUCCAUGGUGAAAUUCCAGGUGUACCAAGUAUUGCUAAUGCCCCCAUUCUCAUGCUGAGACCAAGAGCAUGGAACAUGACAGAACACAACAUACUGGUCGAUGGGAGAAAAAUACCAGGACCACUGUUCGAUUUUGCUCUGCUUACGUACCACAAUGCAAAGCUGCUCUGGGAAUCUGGAAGUGGGCCCUUCUUCUACUUAUCAAAGGUGGAAAGCUAUAUGGAGGCACGUCUGUGGAACGAACUCUUCAUCUGGUCUCAGAGCAAGCUUGGGUUGCCACGUGGCACCAUCAAGGCAACAGUACUCAUUGAGAAUGUAUUGGCUGCGUUUGAGAUGCAUGAGAUUCUGUAUGAGCUGCGCGAACAUUCCGCUGGCCUCAACUGUGGCAUCUGGGACUACUCUGCGUCAUUCAUCAACAAGUUCGGUGGGAGACGGGAGUUCAUCCUGCCUGAUCGCAGCAAGUACGUAAAUAUGCAGAGGCAUUUUCUAAAGUCAUACAUGGACCUUGUUAUCCAAACUUGUCACCAGAGGGGGACACUGGCUACUGGAGGAAUGUCUGCCCUCCUGCUACCAAAAACUGAAGAAAAUACGAAUGGAUACCAUGCAGUGCUGGAGAGGGUUGCGAGGGAAAAGCUGCAAGAGAUAGAGGCUGGUGUAGAUGGCUUCAUGGUGUUUGACCUUGGGCUGAUCCACCCUAUGCAGCAGUUAUUUGCGAGGUUUGCACCAACUGACAACCAGUUACAUGUGAAGCGAGAAAAUGUUAAUGUCACACGGAAAGAUCUACUUGAGAUGCCAUCUGGUGGGGUGACAUUAGAAGGACUGAAGCACAAUGUUUCUGUAGGAAUCUUGUUCAUCGAGGCCUGGCUGAGAGGUAAAGGCCAUUUUUUUUACAAAGGAAGGGUUGAAGACUCCGCAACAGCAGAGAUAUCCCGUUCACAGGUGUGGCAAUGGUUGAGGCACUGCACGACCUUGGAGAACAGUGACAAGGUGGUGAGUCGUCACCUCAUACGAAAGCUGAUAUCAGAAUUUAUCUCAGACACGCUUGCAAACUCCGACUUUCAAGCCAACCCACAGCAGCAGCUCCCUCUAGUGACGGCAGCGACAAUCUUUGAGGAGGUCGUGACACAGCGGUACUUCACGCAAUUCAUAACAACCUAUCUAAGUGAGGCUCACGAGAUGCAAAAACAAAAGAGCUUGCCACACCCCCUGGUGAGCAAGCUAUGAACCUACCACUGCAGUAGGUUAUCUGCUAAUGAAGUUGCAAGGUUCUAUGUUUAUUUUCCAGAUUCAUUCAGAUUAGAUUUCUAGGUUUUUAGCUCAGCUGACGAAGUCAGAUGCAGCUUGUAGAAUCGCAUGAAUGUCCGUCCGUGCGUGCAUGCG